UCGCUCUCUCCACCAUCACUUUAUCAUCUCUUUCUCUUUCUGUAUCCAUCUCUUUUUCUUCAUCUGAUCUCAUCUCUUGUCAUCUACUUUAUUCGUCUUCUGUCAACAGCGAUACCCCUCUUCUCAACCACCUCGCCUCCUCGAGGUUUGUCACGUCUCGCACCAUGUCCCACCCCUUCCCCGAUGCUCUCGAGCUCCCUGCCACCUCACAGUGCCAAGUCAAUCUCAAUCACACGGCCUACGACAUCACACAACUCCUCCCCGCUCUGGAAGCAGCUCUGGAUGCGCCAGUCGUGGAUCCUGCUCCAGUGACAGAAGACUUCUGCCAUGUUCAUACUCUCAUCAUUCCCGCCCUCCUCCGCCCUCCGCCUGCCUACCAUCAAUUACUCAGACGCGGCUCCAAUGACAACGUCCGCAUAAACGCAGACCGCACCAGCUUCGAUUCCGCCGUCAGCAUCCUGCAAACUCAAAGAGAGGCUGGCGUCCCAGUCACCCUCAGCCCACCCACCGAGGACUGCAUCCACCAGCCUCUCAACUUUCUCAAGGUCUCCAAGACCAUGCGAUUAGAGGCCCUCAAGCGCAGUCCCAACGUUUUUCUCCCAGGCGCACACAAAGCCUUCGUCAACCUCCCUGCCGUUCAUGCGUACGCGGGGAGAGCCUUCCUCGUCCACGCGACAACAUGGGAUUCGGUCCACUGGCUGCACGCUGCCCUCGCACUUGACCCCAACGAGAAUCCGACGAGGACUGGAAAUUAUCGCGACCAAGUCAAGCGAAUCCAACUGCGCACGGGUGUGCAGGUUGUUUGGUUCCCUGGCACCACCGAUGACUCCCAGGCCGAGCUUCGCCUCAUCAUCACCAUUGAAGCGUAUCUCAACAUGAGCCACAUUGCCGGCCCUUGUCUCCCAGACGUCGGGGCUGGUUUGUUUGGUCUGUUCCUUGCUACAGCACUCCCUGCAGAUGUGGACACGGGGUCGGGCGAUACGGUAGCCAGCUGGCUGGCGGCAAGGGCCGCAGCGCUCAAGAAGUUCUACGAAUGCCUGAAGCCAGCUCCAGAGCUCCCGUUCAGCUUCGACGCACGUAAGCUACAGCCUGCCGAGCUGGCGUGCAAGCUGCUCCCAUUCCAAGCCCGCACGGUUCGUCUCCUCCUCGAACGUGAGGGAGCGCCGAUCUGCGCAAGUGUUACACCUCGCCAGCCCAGGGGUCAGUGGAGCCUCAUUCGAUUCGACGGCUUUGGCGACUACGCCUUCCAUCGCUUGACUGCACAGCUGCAGCCCAUUACUCUCGAUCGUAAGGGCAAAGCUAAGGAAGGUGAUGCGUCUCUUGAUCUUCUCGAGGGUCUUCCAUGCCUGUUCAGCCUGUCGUCGGUGCGCGGCACAAUGUUGUGCGAGGAGAUGGGACUUGGCAAGACUGUGGAAGCAAUCGCGCUUAUGGUCCUACAUCGUCAUCCUCUCUCGUCGCCGCAUCCCCCUAUCACUACGCGUGCGACUGUAAAGUCACAACAGAUUGAUCUACAGAAUCCCCCCGAUGUUUACAACAAUCCCCAAGUUCGAGAGUGGCUCGACAAGGAGCACCUCGCUUUCGCUGACGCAGUGUCGUGGUCCGAGGAGGCCCAGCUGAACGUCGCCGAGGUUGCCGCUACUCUUGUGGUCACGCCUUUGUCUCUGCUGCAGCAGUGGGUUAACGAGAUUAACAAUCACGCGCCCAACCUCCGCAUCUGUAUCUACCCCGGCUGGAAGGCGUUAUUGGCCCAGUUGCGGGCAAAGCGCUCCGUGAUAGCCAAGACACAGCUCAAGCGUGAGGCUGAGAAUCGCAAGCGCAAGGCCAAGGAUUUGCGCAACACAGCACGCCUAAAGUAUGCCAAGGGCAGUGGUAAUCAGCGUAUCGAGGUCGAGAUGGAAAGCAGCGACGAAACUCAAGCGGAGGAAGAUGGAGAGCCGAUUAGCCUUCUCAGCCUCACACAGCUGGCGUUCCUCGACUACGUUCGCGGACACGACGUCGUGGUUACAACAUACCAGGCGCUCAUUGAGGACCUAGGAGUUGCCAACCCCGUGCCGGCUCGCAGUCGUCGCUCCACUGCAAAGUACAAUCUCCAGGAGCGCCCUCGCAGUCCGCUAGUCAUGUGCAAGUGGUGGCGAGUCAUCAUGGACGAAGUUCAGCUCCAUGGUGACCAGACAGCGGCGUCCAACAUGGUGUCGCUCAUUCCUCGCAACUUGUCUCUUGCCAUGUCCGGAACGCCUGCACGCUCCGACAUCAAAGACCUCCUGGGAUCGCUGCGGUUUUUGGGCGUCCCAUUCGGCGAUGGUAACAUGUGGCACAGGCUCCUACAACCGGCCAACGCGUCGGCGUUACAUGGUCUUUUCCAGGCCAUCAGCGUCCGCACGAUGAAGGCUGAGGUUGCAGGCGAGUUCAACCUUCCUCUGCAGAAGCGAUAUGUCAUCCCGAUCCAGCUUUCCGACAUUGAGAUGCACUACUACCUCGACACUUUGGAGCGACAGCGUGAACGCCUUCGCUCUCAGAUGGGUGGCUUCACGCCGAGCCUUUUCGGCCUCGCUCUUCGUCACCUCCGCCAGAUCUGCACCCACAUCCAGGUCGGUGCGCUCCAGCGUGGCGGUCUAGGCAACAUCCUCGACCGUGGAGGACGCAUGCACCUCGGCAGCCGUCUAAUGACGAUGGAGGAGGCGCUAAAGAAGAUGAACGAUGACCACCAAGCCGAGGUCGUUAGCGAGACUCGUUCACUCAUGCGCUUCAAGCUCAAGAAGGGACAGCUUUUCUUGCUCAACGACGGUGACUAUAUGCGUCAAUUGAGAGCCAUUGGGCAGUACGAGGAGGUGCGCGAGAUGAGCAAGCCGUUGCUGGAGAGCGCGCGAGCUCGACUGGCCGAGGUCAUUGGCGAUCGCGACGACAACGUGGAUGAUGAAGAGGACGCAAGCCGAAUGACGCAGCAUGAGCGCGAGCGUGCCAAGGAGAUUUUGUCACUUCGCGCAACUAUUCGAGAGACUCUGCUCCUUGUCCAUCACGCGUGGUUCUUGGAAGGCGACGCGCACCACCAGAUGGCCGACGAAGACAAAGAGGUGGCUGCUUACGAGGCGGCCGAGGCGAUCCGCAAAGACAUUCUUCGACGUCCGUUGCAAAUUACCGAAGGAUCAAUCAACAUGCUGGAGAAGGCGUUUGAGCAGCAUCCGGCAUAUACCAAUGCCCGUGACCUCUGCGCCACUGAAACAAAGCGUGCGGGCGGUAUCCUGUCGGCAGAUGUUAUUGAGCAGUCCAACAGUCUGCUCAAGAUCCUCAACGACAACGCCUUGCUCGUGCACAGCUGGCGUGAGAAGCUAUAUGAGCUCUUGACUGGCCCCGUUGAGGCCGUGGACGAGGAAGUACCCCUUCCAGGGCACGGACAGAACGUCGAGAACCCCGAAGAAGAGUAUUAUGCCAAGGCGCUGCAGGCACAGGGAGAAAUUGAAGCGUAUCUUACAGCUUACGCGGCGGUCAUUGCCGAUCGGAAAGAAAUGUUGCUCGAGGACCGCACCAUCCUCGCCACUGUUGAGAGUCGCAUCACCAAGAAGCGUGUCACUAAGAAUUCAAAGGAGGCCGCCGCGGACGCCCAGGCCGUCGAUCUAAACACUGUGGAUGACCAGACGCUCAAUCUCAUGCUGGAGCGGCAAGCCUUUCGCGAUCGCCGGAAACAGGAGGGUUGCGAGCGCCCUCUGAAGGCCAUGCUCAUCGACUUGAGCAACAUUGAGCACAGCGCUCAACGGCGAGAGGAGGUGGCAAUCGCGGAGAGCGCCGCAGCUUACCUCCGACGGUAUAUCAAGGCGCAGACCGAAGUGGUCAACAAACUCAACAAGGAGCUGGAGACAAUCCGAGCCACUUUCAAUCGCCGCGCUUCCUACUUUGCCGCCUUGCAGGAAAUUUCAGAUUCGGUGGCAUCUGAAGACUCAACUAUCUUCCGGCAAGCGUACCGCAAUGUCGAUCGCAUGAUUUUUGAGAGCAACGAGCGCUUGAUGACUCUUCGUGUGCGCAGCCGGUUCCUCCAGAGUCUCAGCGGCGACGACAGUGGCGGUGGUGCAAACCCGGCACGCGACAUGCAUGAGGAGUGCGUCGUCUGCUUCGGCACAUCAGAUGACAAACAUGCUAUUCUCCUCGCGUGCGGCCACGCCUUCUGCGUGUCAUGCUACAAGGAGUACCGCAAGGCGGGCGUCAUGGGGACCCGGUGUGCGACGUGCAAAGUGAGGAUCGACGAGCGGGAGGCGACUCGUGUGCGCAUCCAGAAGCGGACAGAGGGCAGUGCCGAGCCUUCUGGGUCUCAGGAGGGAUCAUCGGCUGAGGCCGAGGGUGAGGAUGAUGAGGACAUCUAUGGCGGCGCCGAUGGGGCGGCGGCCGCUGCUGAACAGGAGAGCCGCCGGCUGGCGCUGGAUAAGAUCAACUUCAUGUCGCCGGCCAGGCAGAGAGACAUCCAUGCGCUCGACUCGAUGGGCGAGUAUGGAUCCAAGAUUGAUUUUCUCGUCAAGCAUCUUCUGUGGUACAAGCUUAUGCGCCCUGGCGUACGGCACGUCGUGUUCUCCAACUGGGCCGACUCUCUGCACAUUGUGGAGCAAGCCUUCCGCGCCAAUAGCAUCAAGUAUGUCUCGCUCGACGCCAACACGAAGAAGAACAGCGUCGUGGAGAAGUUCCAAGCCGAUAAGUCGAUCAUGGUCUUCCUGCUGCAUGCCGAGCGCGAGUCAGCCGGCCUGACGCUCACAUCAUGCGGCGUGGUACAUCUGCUCGAGCCGGUGCUGCAGCAUAGCUUUGAGCUGCAGGCCAUCGGGCGUGUCGACCGGCUGGGACAGGAGGCCGAGACGAGAGUGUACUGCUACGCAACACUCGACACGGUUGAGGCUCGUAUUCUGGCGCAGGGCGUGCGGAACGGAACGUCAAUCUAUCUCGCGGACAAGAAGGAGGAUGAGGCCGCGAUGGCGGCGAUGGAAAAUGUCGCGCAUGCGGCAAGCCACGGCGGGGACGUGGCGGCCGUAUCAAGCGCCGUGGACGAGGAGCUCCUGAAGCUGAUCUUCUAGAUCAUCUGAAUCAAACUUUGUAUUGCGUUGUUGUAGAUGAGUGUAUACAUUGCUGCUCUCGA
Molecule: messenger RNA, 5110 nt
Organism: Cutaneotrichosporon oleaginosum
Lineage: Eukaryota; Fungi; Basidiomycota; Tremellomycetes; Trichosporonales; Trichosporonaceae
Biological process (GO): protein polyubiquitination; DNA damage response
Cellular component (GO): nucleus
Molecular function (GO): metal ion binding; ATP binding; ubiquitin protein ligase activity
Source: RefSeq, a predicted model, not a curated record